Messenger RNA from Dovyalis caffra, 2019 nucleotides. The record is from the annotation of a GenBank genome assembly. NCBI's taxonomy places the organism in Eukaryota, Viridiplantae, Streptophyta, Magnoliopsida, Malpighiales, Salicaceae.
AUGGAAGGUAAGAAGCUAUCUAAAGAAGAAGAUUUAAGAUUGGAGAAGCAACUUAAACUUAUGAAUAAGCCAUCAGUCAAAACCAUUAAGACAAUACAUGGAGAUGUAUACAAUUGUGUUGAUUUCUACCAACAACCUGCUUUUGAUCAUCCAUUGUUGAAGAAUCAUACAUUUGAUUUUAAGAUACCGCAUUCAUCUUAUCCCAGUAAGAAGAGAGAUGAAUUUGAAGAUGACUCUAAUUUGUUUGAUCCAAGUAAAAUAUGGUUGAAUGGCGAGGGAUGUCCAGUUGGUACGGUUCCUAUAAAGAAAAUUACUAAAAACGAUCUUUUUAGAGCAAAGUUGGCCUCAGAGAUGUAUGCUUCCAAAUUGAAUCCUCAAUCUGUGGAAACUCCUGGUCUUCAUUUAGCUGUAUUACGCACUAAAGCUGAUCCAAACAAGAAAUACUACGGAGCUAGAAUGUUUACUAUCGCAGAAGAGGUUAAAUUACAAAACUCUCAGUCAAGUUAUUCUCGCUUGAAAAUGAAAAACGAUGCAGACUAUAUAGAAGCUGGGUGGAUGGUGAAUCCACUUGUGUACAAAGAUAAUAAGACUAGAAUCAGCUGCAAAAUCCCUCUCGACCUUGUUUUUUCCCCAACGGAAACUAAAGCAAGACCAGCUGUGAAAUUCAUGAUUAACCGGGAUGCACCUGGAAAUUGGAAUCUUUAUAUUGGUACCGGCGAGGCUCUUGUUGGAUUUUGGGAUUAUCGCAUAUUUGAGGCUGGAUUGAAUAAUUUUGCUACCUACAUUGAUUGGGGUGGACAAGUAUAUGGUCCGCCCAGUCUACCAAGUGCACCAAUGGGACGCGGCGUUAAAGUUAGUGGCAAUGAAGCUACGGACUCAUUUGAUUACCAAAUCGAAUAUGCGCUUGAAACUAGCUAUUGUAUUGCUGAUAAUGUUGAAGCAUUUUCAGAUAUUCCUGCAUAUGAUGCGUGGGAUGCUGGAAUUAGAAAAGGAUGGAUUGGACAUCAAUUCUUUUAUGGGGGUCCUGGUAAGAAGCUAUCUAGAGAAGAAGAUUUAGGAUUGGACAAGCAGCUUAAACUUAUGAAUAAGCCAGCUGCCAAAACCAUUAAGAUAAGACCUCCGUCUCAUCCCAAAAGGAGGAGAUCAUACGAAGAUAACUCUACCAUCUUCGAUCCAAAUAAGAUAUGGUUGAACGGUAAGGGAUGUCCAGUUGGUACAGUCCCUAUGAAAAAAAUUACCAAAAAAGAUCUUCUUAGAGCUAAACUGGCAUCGGAAAUAUAUGCUUCCAAAUUCAACCCUCAAUCUGGUGAAACUCCUGGUCUCCAUUUUGCUACAAUGCGCAUUAAAGCUGAUCCAAAAAUAAAUUACUAUGGAGGUGCGAUGUAUACUACUUUACACAAGGUGCAAGUCCAAAAUGAUCAGUCAAGUUAUUCUCGCAUGAAAGUGAAAAAUAAUGCAGACUAUAUAGAAGCUGGGUGGAUGGCUGGGCAGUCUGUUUGUUUCAAUACAUAUUGUCCUGGAUUUGUACAUGUAUCUGCAGAAAUCCCUAUCGACUCUGUUUUUACUGUAACAAUACCAGGUCUACAAAUAGUUUCUGUCAAAUUCAUGAUCGAUUGGGAUGGAACGGUUGGAAAUUGGUACCUCUAUGUCGGUAACAACAAUACAGUUGUUGGAUUUUGGAAUUAUCGGAUAUUCAAGGCUGGAUUGAAUAAUUUUGCUUCUUACAUUGAUUGGGGAGGACAAGUAUAUGGUCCUCCCGAUGUACCAAGUGCACCAAUGGGAGCCGGCAAGGAAGUUAUUGGGAAAAUGACACACGACGCAGCGUGUUGGGAAGUCGAAUAUGCAAAUAAAACUCACUAUAUGAUUGCUGAAAAUGUUGAACAGUAUGCAGAUAUUGGAAGAUAUAGUGUGCUGGAUGGUGGAAUUCAAAAAAAGGCAUUAAAGCAGGUUCCAUGUCUCAUUCUCUAUGGUGCAGCAGAUAGUGAUUAUCACGCUUCACCAAAGAAGGAAGCCGCGUGA